This is a messenger RNA of Drosophila hydei, 560 nucleotides long. RefSeq lists its product as uncharacterized. The coding region runs from base 28 to 438 and encodes 136 amino acids. NCBI's taxonomy places the organism in Eukaryota, Metazoa, Arthropoda, Insecta, Diptera, Drosophilidae. The record is from RefSeq and is a predicted model, not a curated record. The transcript has 2 exons.
UGAGCUGGCAGUGCGCUCUGUGCAAAUAUGAAAUUCUUAGCAAUAUUGACGCUGUUUCUGUUCAGUCAAACAUGGUGCAACGUCAGUGCCACGUCGAGUCCGCUUAAUGACAUCAAAUUCAGUCGCCGGCUUUUGGUAUUGCCUAAAGAUGAAUCCGCAGGCAUUAUUGACAUUAAGGUGCAUCCGGUUCGACUGGCGCGCAAGUUAAUUUUAGACUUAAAGCUUUACCACCUGGUGAACGAGGUGGUGCAGGCCAAGUACAUUACAGAUGGCAACAUCAGACUUCUCUUCGAGAUGGGCUCGGCAUUGCAGGCCAACGCAGUCUUUCAGAAAUGGCAAGAGUCGCAAGGUGAGCUCAGCAGCCAGAUGAAUGUCGCACCGUCAGAUUGCAGUUUCUACGAAGCCGUAUGUACCAAUUCACAAACAAGAGAAAUAUAAAUAUAUGAAAUUCGAAAUGAAUUCGAAUUACAAGUGGAAUAAUAAAUUACUUAAGUCGCUCUGUAGCUCUCUAGCUCUGCUUAUUUCGUUAACUUUAGCUCGGCUUUAGUUGACAUUUCUAC